Molecule: messenger RNA, 2046 nt
Organism: Ceutorhynchus assimilis (cabbage seed weevil)
Lineage: Eukaryota; Metazoa; Arthropoda; Insecta; Coleoptera; Curculionidae
Source: the annotation of a GenBank genome assembly
AUGUCAGCAAGAAAACAGGAAAAACUGGAUAAAACGAGAUGCGAAGAAGAGGAACAAGAACAACUGGCUGCUAAAUUCACAGAAAGAGAAAAGACACCUGAUAAAGAUGAACAUUAUUUAACUGAUCCUUCUGAUAAUGAGCAUGAUCCGUUUUCUCCAGAUAACUCCUCCGAUGAUUAUAACCCCGGUAAUGAUUCUGCUUUAGAUGAUUCCGAUGAUAGCUCUGAAGAAGAAAGCGAGGAAGAAAGUUUUAAUCGUGGAAAUUUAACAAAGAAACACAUUACUGCAGAGGAUUCCAUUCUUCCUCAAGAUAAAGAGAAUAUUUUAGUAGCGGCAUCUGAAGUGUCCUGUGAUUUAGAGCCAACAACGACUUCUGAUGUGAAUUCAGUGAAUGGUAAGAAGAAAGUAUUCAACUUGCCCGAAAAAAAAUCAAGAAAAAGAGUACUUCGUCCAGAAGCAUGGUCAAGAAACGUGUCCGCAUUAGCCAGGCAGCAAGGGAAAGCAUAUAUUUCACAAAAAACUAAAAAAGAAGUGCAACAAAAAGCACCUGAAUUAGGAUUACUCUGUAAAAACUCAUGCAGAAAAAGGUGCAAUGAAAAAUUUAGUUCUAAUGACAGAGAAGAAAUUUUCAGAAAAUUUUACAAAUUGGAUCAAAAUUCAAAAAAUGUUUUUCUCUUCAAAUCAAUUCGAGUCGCACCAGUUAAGAGACGUCGAAAAAUUCGAGCAAGCGACAAGAGUUCCACAUUUUCUUAUACAGUGACAUGCAAUAAAAAAAUUGCUACUGUCUGCAAAACAGCAUUUAUGUCUUUGUACCAAAUUUCUCACAAAAAAAUACAGUUAUUGCAAAACCAGUUGAAUUCUGGAAUAACAGCUCCAUCCCCAGAUAAAAGAGGCCGCCAUGAUUCUAGACCUAACAAAAAAUCUGACGAAGUAGUUGAUUUUAUUAAAAAACAUAUAGACUCCUUUCCUGCAGAACAAUCUCACUAUUCGCGAAACAAAAACGCCAACAAAAAGUAUUUAUCGCCACUUCUAAACAUAUCCAAGAUGUAUGAGCUUUAUAAGCAGUGUGUGCAGGAGAACAAGUUAGACAAUGCAUUUUUGGUAAAAAAGAGUUUUUAUGCUUACAUUUUUUCAAAGGAAUUCAAUUUAUCUUUCUCAACUCCCAAAACCGAUACGUGUAGCACAUGUGACUCUGGAUUGAAAAGUGAAGAACAUUCAGAAAAUUUCAAUUUUGCUUUUGAGCAACAAAAAGUGGAUAGGCAAUAUGCGCGCAUUAAUAAAGAUAUACUAUACCUUACUAUGGAUCUACAACAGACAAUGCCCUUACCAAGAAUCACAACAUCGAAAGCAUUUUACUUAAGGCAAAUGUGGUUCUACAAUUUUGGUAUCCACACAAUCUCAACUGAUGGUGACAAGUCCUACUUUUUUACAUGGACAGAAGAUACUGCUACAAAAGGCAGUGUGGAAAUUGGAAGCUCUCUGCAUACAUUUGUACAACUUCUAAGUGCCGAAAAAAAAAUUGAUCAUUUAGUAAUUUGGUCAGAUUCUUGUUCUGGACAAAAUAAAAAUUUCAAUAUAAUUUCCUUGUACCAAUACUUAAUUUUAAAAGGCUAUGUGAAGAUCAUAGAUCACAAGUUUCCGGAAGUGGGACAUUCUUUUUUAGAUUCCGAUCGAGAUUUUGGAAGAAUCGAAAAGGAAAUGAGGAAACAUGAGAAAGUCUUUACCGCGGAUCAUUACAGAGAUAUAAUAAAGUCAGCAAGUAAAAACAACAGUAUAGUCACAAACAUGAAGGAUCAUUUUAAAGACCUGAAUGAGAUUCCAAUAAAGCUGAACCUUUUCAAUAGAAAAAAGAACUCCUUGAAUGAAAAGGUCUGCUUAAGGGAUAACGUAAAAUGGAUCCGCGUAGAAAAUUUUGGAGAAUACAUGUAUAAAGAUUCUCUUGAUCCGAAUACACCUUUUCUUAAAGUAGACAUUAUGAAAUAUAGAAGUGAAUACAAAAAUGCCAAAGACUACACUAUCUUGCCAAUAAAAAACAAAAAAAAAUGA